CUCUCAAUAUUCACCAUUCUAUAAAACACAACGUGAGCUCUCAUUCUGUCUCAUAGUAUUUUUUUUGUUCAUUCAUAAAACGUCUUACACGACGAUCACUUCGCAAAGAAGAAAAAAGUUUUUUAUUCCGACAUUUUCCAAUCGACGUAUAAAGUGAGUGAAAAUAUUUCCAUUACCCUCAGUGCUUGGAGAAGUGUUGACGAGUAAUUUUUUUAUAAAAAUAAUUCGGAAUAAGUAAUUGAAAUAAGAGUUGAAGCUUUAAAACUAUAAAACAAAGAAACAGGGAAAAAAUGUCUAGAUUAAUAAAAAUUUUCAUCAUGACGGCGAUAGCUUUAAUGUGCUUGAGCAUAUUUAUUGUGCAAACCGAAGCGAUUCCUUUGGAAAUAUCCUCAGAAACAGAAGGUGCCCUUGAAGUGACAGAAUCAACCACAAAGUUCUCACAAUGUUCGCUGAAUAAUCCUUGCGGUUGGGCUGUUUACGGCAAUAGUAAAACGAAGAAAACUCAGUAUUACAUAAGAAAUACAUGUCUCUGCAAAAAGGAACACUCUUGCUUACGUACCAACGAAGACCUCAGUCUUUCUGCUUAUGUUUAUCGGUGUAAAGUGAAAAAUCCCAUCCCCGAUGCUUGACAAAAAUCUUCUUAAAGCUUUUUGAUCACCGAUAGUAUAAAAUGAAUUUUUUUCGUAAAUAAUCUUAACAAAUUCCUUAAAUUUAAAUUUUAAUUUAUUUUCGACUAAUUAUAGCUUUAAGUGGUGUUUAAUGUCAUUAGUGUCAAGUAUUUCUCAAGGAACUGUUAAAAUCAAUUGUAAAUAAUAAAAAAAGAAGAAGACAGGCCGAAGAGAACUUUUCAUGUUUUCUUUCCUUUAA
Clunio marinus is the source of this 867-nucleotide messenger RNA. The record is from the annotation of a GenBank genome assembly. Lineage: Eukaryota; Metazoa; Arthropoda; Insecta; Diptera; Chironomidae.